AUGGCGGUGGAUAACGGGUAUCUAACUCAGUUCGUCGAAGAGACAACGUUUUACAACCGAAUCGUCCUGAAACACCUUUUGCCGGAGAAUCUGUGGGAACCUUUACCACAUUUCCUCCAGACAUGGCUCCGGAGUUACCUCGCCGGCAACAUACUUUACUUCAUCUCCUGCUUCCUCUGGUGCUUCUACAUCUAUUACCUUAAACUCAACGUUUACGUUCCCAAAGAAUCAAUUCCAACAAGAAAGGCAAUGAUUAUGCAAAUAUAUGUGGGAAUGAAGGCAAUGCCUUGGUACACACUUCUUCCACCUGUCUCUGAGUAUAUGAUCGAGCGUGGUUGGACCAAAUGCUACUCUACAGUUGACCAAAUCAAUUGGUUCCUCUGUCUGCUUUACAUCGCGAUCUAUCUUGUUUUAGUUGAGUUUAUGGUUUAUUGGGUUCACAGAGAGCUUCAUGACAUUAAGUUUCUCUACAAGCAUCUCCAUGCAACCCACCAUAUCUACAACAAGCACAACACUCUCUCUCCAUUUGCUGGGAUGGCAUUGCAUCCAUUGGACGGGAUGCUUCAGGCUUUACCGCACGUGAUAGCUUUGUUUAUAGUGCCGAUUCAUCUCUCAACACAUUUGUGUCUUUUGUUUUUGGAAGGGAUAUGGACAGCGAACAUCCAUGAUUGCAUCCAUGCUAACAUUUGGCCUAUAAUGGGUGCUGGAUACCAUACCAUACACCAUACCACAUACAAGCAUAACUAUGGUCACUAUACCAUUUGGAUAGAUUGGAUGUUUGGCUCUCUUAGGGUUCCUUUAGCAGAACAAGACAACUUGAAGGAGAAAUGA
Molecule: messenger RNA, 831 nt
Organism: Microthlaspi erraticum
Lineage: Eukaryota; Viridiplantae; Streptophyta; Magnoliopsida; Brassicales; Brassicaceae
Source: the annotation of a GenBank genome assembly